This is a messenger RNA of Oryza sativa Japonica Group (Japanese rice), 1260 nucleotides long. RefSeq lists its product as uncharacterized. The record is from RefSeq and is a predicted model, not a curated record. Lineage: Eukaryota; Viridiplantae; Streptophyta; Magnoliopsida; Poales; Poaceae.
AUCGAAAAGAUCCCCAAAAAGAAAAAGAAAAAAAACUUCUUUUUUAUUCCCCAUCCACUCGUAGCGGGAAAGAGAAGAGAGGGGCUCUCCCGGCGCUCGGAGCGCAGAAGCAGCGAGCCGCUUCCCGAAGGGAGCAAGAAAAUUCGCGCCCAGUUUGGUCGGCAUGGGCGCGAACGGCCACCCGCCGCCGGCGAGCGCCGCCGCGCAGAACGGGUCCCAUUCCAGUGGCGGCGGCGGAGGAGGAGAUGGUGGAGGAGGGGGAGCAAACCCUAGCCCCGGCGGCACGGUGGCGGCGCUCCGGCACGACCCCGGCCUGGCGCGGGAGUGGUCGCCGGAAGAGCAGUCCACCCUCGACGAGUUGCUCGUCAAGUAUGCAUCUGAUGCUCCUGUAAUUCGUUAUGCAAAGAUAGCCAUGAAGUUGCCAGACAAAACAGUUCGAGACGUGGCCUUGCGUUGUAGAUGGAUGAAUAAAAAGGAAAGUGGAAAGAGAAAGAAAGAGGACCACAGCUCCUCGAAGAAAAGCAAAGAUAAAAAGGAGAAGGUUUCAGAUUCUUCGUUGAAACCACCUGUUCAUAUAGCUGGAAGGCCUAAUGUUCCUCCGUACCCCCUUCCAGCUCUGCCCAUUGACGAUGAUGAAAUUUCUUCCAAAGCAAUUGGAGGUCCAACAGGAGAAAUCCUUGAAACUAAUGCCCAAGUUUUGAGUCAAAUUUCAACCAACCUCAGCACUAUGCAGAUACAGGAUAACAUCUCUCUACUGUGCCAAACUAGAGACAAUAUACUCAGGGUCUUGAAAGAGAUAAAUGAUGCUCCAGAUAUCAUGAAGCAGAUGCCACCGCUACCAGUGAAGAUAAACGAGGAGCUAGUCAACUCAAUGCUCCCCAGGCCAACUGUACCUAUGCAGUAGUGAACUAGUGAUAGUGAAUGAACAUAUAUCCUCAGUAGUCUCAAGAGCUCUUUAGAAUAGACAGCUAAAAUAAAAAUGCCAGCCUUGUUCUGUUCGUUCAUUGUGUAGCUCCUCUGGUCCUUGAUCUAAUCUGUUCCUUUCAGCAUGUUCCGUCUAGUACUCUAGAUUGUUGACCUUCCAACCGUUCUCCAAAUCAGCCGGUUGGAACAUGUACCAUACUGCCAUGGGACAUGGUUUCCUUCUACAGCAGUGUCACCUUCAAACUCUGGCAUGUUUUGUAAUCUAUAGCUGUUUAGCCUAAUAUGAUGGAAUAUUGGAAUGGGAAGCCAAGAUUUACCCUCUGCGGUUCUCUUAAA